GCGGAACCGGAGGCAGGAAAUGCGACAGUACUUCAAUGUCGGGCAACAAGCACAGAUUCCCAUCGCAACUGCCGGAGUUGUGUACCCUGGAGCCAUCGCCAUGGCAGGAAUGCCAUCCCCUCACCUGCCCUCAGAGCACUCAAGUGUGUCCAGCAGCCCAGAGCCUGGGAUGCCCGUGAUUCAGAGCACUUACGGCGUGAAGGGAGAGGAGCCUCAUAUCAAAGAGGAAAUCCAGGCUGAGGACAUCAACGGAGAGAUUUACGACGAGUAUGAUGAGGAAGAAGAUGACCCAGAUGUAGAUUAUGGGAGUGACAGCGAAAACCAUAUUGCAGGACAAGCCAACUGAUAAGGGCCGACAGACUGCGGUGAGCUGAGGACUUAAAGAAGCCCUAGCUGGUCCAUCCUUGCCAGUGGCCAAGCACAUUAACUUUCUCAUACACUGACUGUUAUUUUAACUGUUAGUCUUAAAUAGUUGGGACAUCAGCUGACAAAUAGACCUCAGCCUCAAAAGGCUCGGAAAGGAAAACCGUUACAAGCAAACGACAUCAACAAGCGAUUGAAAUAAGCUAUGGGUAAAAACAAUGCCAGUAACUCAGCUGCUACACCCCAGCACUGAAGUCUCACCCGUCAACUUUUUUUUUUUUAAUAAACUUUAUGGCUGUUUGUUCUAUAACUAGAAAUUCUCACUCAGGUACACAGUGCCAACAAGUGGCUUGUGAAUGUGUCUUGUUGUUUUGUGCUACAGUUUUUAAAAAGAAAUUAAGUUCUGUUUUGUUCUGUUUGGAUGGGGGGGGGUGGUUCUGGGUUUUCCUUUGACCUUUUCUUUCUUUUUUCCUCUUUUGUGAUUGUUGUCUUGCACCUGACAGAAAGAGGGAGAUGGGUGGUUGAUCCCUCCACCCUCCCUAUCUCUGCUUUAAAGAUGGUGGCCUGUGUGUGAGG
Peromyscus leucopus (white-footed mouse) is the source of this 939-nucleotide messenger RNA. RefSeq names its product transcription factor SOX-5-like. Gene Ontology annotation, cellular component: nucleus. The transcript is spliced from 2 exons. Gene Ontology annotation, molecular function: DNA-binding transcription factor activity, RNA polymerase II-specific; RNA polymerase II cis-regulatory region sequence-specific DNA binding. Bases 20 to 346 code for a protein of 108 amino acids. Gene Ontology annotation, biological process: positive regulation of chondrocyte differentiation; regulation of transcription by RNA polymerase II; cell fate commitment. The record is from RefSeq and is a predicted model, not a curated record. NCBI's taxonomy places the organism in Eukaryota, Metazoa, Chordata, Mammalia, Rodentia, Cricetidae.